GGCCCGGGGCGCGCAGGAAGCGGGUGCGCGGCGCGGAGACGCCCCAGCUCGGGGCCGGCAUGCGCCGACGCGCGCCCCGAGCCUGAGCGGCGCGGGGUCCCCCCGAGCCAGGGGCCAUGGGGCUGCCCACGCUGGAGUUCAGCGACUCCUACCUGGACAGCCCCGACUUCAGGGAGCGCCUGCAGUGCCACGAGAUCGAGCUGGAGCGCACCAACAAGUUCAUCAAGGAGCUCAUCAAGGACGGCUCGCUGCUCAUCGGGGCGCUGCGCAAUCUGUCUAUGGCGGUACAGAAGUUUUCUCAGUCACUACAAGAUUUCCAGUUCGAGUGUAUUGGCGAUGCGGAAACGGAUGAUGAAAUUAGUAUCGCUCAGUCUCUGAAAGAAUUUGCAAGACUGCUUAUUGCCGUGGAAGAGGAGAGGAGAAGGCUGAUUCAAAACGCCAACGAUGUGUUAAUAGCACCGCUUGAAAAGUUUCGGAAAGAGCAGAUAGGGGCGGCAAAAGAUGGAAAGAAGAAAUUCGACAAGGAGAGUGAAAAGUACUAUUCUAUUCUUGACAAGCACCUGAAUUUGUCUGCCAAGAAGAAGGAAUCUCACUUGCAAGAGGCAGACACGCAGCUCGACAGGGAGCACCAGAACUUCUAUGAAGCAUCACUGGAGUAUGUCUUUAAGAUUCAGGAGGUUCAGGAGAAAAAGAAGUUUGAAUUCGUUGAACCGCUCUUGUCCUUCCUCCAGGGCUUGUUCACGUUCUACCAUGAAGGCUACGAGCUCGCCCAGGAAUUCGCCCCCUACAAGCAACAGCUGCAGUUCAACCUCCAGAACACGCGGAAUAACUUCGAGAGCACACGCCAGGAGGUGGAGCGACUGAUGCAGAGGAUGAAGUCGGCCAACCAGGACUACCGCGCCCCUGGCCAGUGGAGCAUGGAGGGUUACCUGUACGUGCAGGAGAAACGGCCGCUGGGCUUCACUUGGAUCAAGCACUACUGCACCUACGACAAGAGCAGCAAAACCUUCACCAUGAGCGUCUCGGAGGUGAAGUCCAGCGGAAAGAUGAAUGGACUUGUCACUGGCUCGCCUGAAAUGUUUAAAUUAAAAUCUUGUAUCAGACGAAAGACAGAUUCAAUUGACAAACGAUUCUGCUUCGACAUCGAAGUGGUUGAAAGGCAUGGCAUCAUCACCCUGCAGGCUUUCUCGGAGGCGAAUCGCAAGCUUUGGCUGGAAGCCAUGGACGGGAAGGAGCCGAUUUACACGCUACCUGCCAUAAUCAGCAAGAAGGAAGAAAUGUACCUCAACGAGGCAGGUUUCAACUUCGUGCGGAAAUGCAUCCAGGCCGUGGAGACGAGAGGCAUCACCAUCCUGGGCCUCUAUCGGAUCGGCGGUGUCAACUCCAAGGUGCAGAAGCUCAUGAACACGACGUUCUCCCCCAAGUCUCCUCCCGACAUUGAUAUCGACAUUGACCUGUGGGACAACAAGACCAUCACCAGUGGCCUGAAGAACUACCUCAGGUGCCUCGCAGAGCCACUGAUGACCUACCGGCUGCACAAGGACUUCAUCAUGGCUGUCAAAUCUGAUGACCAGAACUACCGGGUGGAAGCUGUCCAUGCUUUGGUGCACAAACUGCCCGAGAAAAACAGAGAGAUGCUGGACAUCCUGAUAAAGCACCUGGUCAAAGUGUCCAUGCACAGCCAGCAGAACCUCAUGACCGUCUCCAACCUCGGGGUCAUAUUUGGUCCGACUCUGAUGAGGGCGCAGGAAGAGACCGUGGCAGCCAUGAUGAAUAUUAAAUUUCAGAACAUUGUAGUUGAAAUACUAAUAGAGCACUAUGAAAAGAUCUUCCAUUCAGCCCCGGACCCGAACAUCCCUCUGCCCCAGCCUCAGUCCCGAUCCGGAUCCCGAAGGACGCGCGCCAUCUGCCUCUCCACAGGCCCCCGCAAACCCAGGGGCCGGUAUACUCCGUGCCUGGCGGAACCCGACAGUGACUCCUACAGCAGCAGCCCCGACAGCACGCCCAUGGGCAGCCUCGAAUCUCUGUCCUCACACUCGUCUGAGCAGAACAGCACCGCGAAGCCCGCCUGCGGGCAGCCCCGGGAGAAGGCAGGGGCUGUGCCCUGGAUCGCGUCCCCCUCCACUUCCAACGGCCAGAAGAGCCUCGGCCUCUGGACCACUACAAGCCCUGAGUCCAGCUCUCGGGAGGACGCCACGAGAACGGACGCCGAGUCGGACGGGCAGAGUGUGGCGUCAGUCACCAGCCCCGGGGACGUCUCCCCACCCAUAGACCUGCUCAAGAAAGGGCCCUACGGACUGUCGGGUUUGAAAAGGGCUUCGGCGUGCUCGCUCCGGUCCAUCUCCACAGCUGAAGGAAGCAAGAGCUACGGUGGCUCCAUUCAGAGCUUGACUUCCAUCGGCUCUAAAGAGACGCCGAAAGCCCCCGCCAACCCAGAUCUGCCGCCCAAGACGUGCAGGAGGUCCAGGCUGGACACAGCCUCUAGCAACGGCUACCAGCGGCCUGGCUCCGUAGUGGCAGCAAAAGCCCAGCUGUUUGAAAAUGCCAGUUCACUAAAGCCAGUUUCUUCUGGGCGCCAUGCCAAAGCCAUGUACUCCUGUAAGGCGGAGCACAGCCACGAGCUCUCCUUCCCGCAGGGGGCGAUCUUCUCCAACGUGUACCCAUCGGUGGAACCAGGAUGGCUAAAGGCAACUUAUGAAGGCAAAACAGGACUAGUUCCAGAAAAUUAUGUUGUCUUCCUCUAAUACUAUUUAGUGGAUGGUAGUAUCUUCAUGGUAUCCAUGGUAACAAGUGCUAUGAUUUUAUCUGACACAGAUAUGGGAUCAGCCCAUGAAAUCAAACAUGCAAUCUCUACCAAGUCCUAUACCAGCAGACUUUGUAGCUUCCUGUCAAUGGAAAAGGAAAGAAGUUUGAUUUGCCAAUCUUUCACUCUUUGGCUGGUUUCUUAUUUAAAACCGUCUUGCCUUUUUUCUUUUCUUUUUUUUUGAUAAGUAACUCUGUACGGGUUGGAGCGAUAGCACAGCAGUAGGGCGUCUGCCUUGCACGCAGCCAAUAUGGCCGACCCGAGUUCAAUUCCUCUGCCCCUCUCGGAGAGCCCAGCAAGCUACCAAGAGUAUCUCGCCUGCACGGCAGAGCCUGGCAAGCUACCCAUGACAUAUUCGAUAUGCCAAACACAGUAACAACAAGUCUCACAAUGGAGACGUUACUGGGCCCGCUCGAGCAAAUCGAUGAACAACGGGAGGACCAUGAACUCUGUACAGUGUCUCUUUGAUAACAGUUGUGAAAUCUCAGAUACCGUUUUUCAGAACUAUAUCUCAGAAAUUUAGAAACCCAGAAAUCUGUCCUGUAUUGCCUUGCUGUUCUCUGAGGAACCUUGAAAUCAUUAUUUAGAAAUGUAAUUUAAAUUGUUCACUUAUUAUUCUAUCUUAAAAAUAUACUGCUUUUAUAUGAUUGUUUUUGCUGGUCCUAAACAUUUCAGGAACAUUAAGUUUUUGAAACAAUAGUAUUCCAAACAGUAAUGACUGUCUAAUGGCCUUAAGUUUAGCCCAGUAAAUUACCUAUGACUCCAUUCUAAGCAUUCCAGACCCCUUACAUGGGUUCCAAGCCAGGGCCAACAUACUGUUUCUCUACAGGCCUGGGAAGUAUCCUGGGUCUGCAGCCAUAGACUAAUAAGCACGAACUGUACGCUUUCAACAUCUAUUUAAAUGUAUUUGGUUGGGACCAUCCAAAAGCAGGUGGCUGGCCUGACAGGGAUGGUUUGCUGACUGUGUAUAGGUUGCGUGACAUGUACGGACGUGGGGACUCCAGGCCCACCUCUGCCACGGCACUACAGCGGCAUCAGAAACAUAAAUAUGAUUGGAGGAAAAUAGCUCGGAAAGAUGCCACAGCGUCAAUUCUACUCAUGGGGAAUGUGAUGUGUGUGUGUUUUUUUUACUGAUAUUUAAUUGUGGCUUAUGAGGGAUUUUCCAUUUUCCACUUCCAAAUGUUAAGUAUGUUGUUUUAAAAUGCUGUUAGGGAAGCGCCACUGAUAAAAAGUCUAGUUGAAGCAGGAUACUUCAAUUAGCAAAGUUUAAAAUGGUUUCAUUGCCUUUAGGAAGCAUAAAAUCUACCUGAUCUUUGUACUAUUCCUAAUUCAGUCUACUGUCCCCGUAGGAAUCUCACUGAACUUAAAGAGCAUGGAAAUAGAUGUAUUUUCUCUAUGCCAUCGGGCUUUGCAUCAACCAUUACUUUAAUAAAUCCAGAUUCCACAGAGCUGGUUUCCUGCCCGUGUGGGCCCCAUUGUGGACCCUCUCGUUCUGUCUGCGUUCUCCACUUACCAUGCUGACAUGAACGGAGUUAAAGCAUGUUUCUGGGAGUUAGCCAGUUGGAUGACAUGAGCACAGGGCACCCAUAAACAUGCAGGUGCCAGAGAGCCCUGGAGGCACCGCUGGGUGGUCUGGUACCCCACACCCAACCCCAUCUCCUCAGCAGCCUCAGGCCCUGAGUCACAUGGCUGAGCAUUUCUUGGGAGCUAUCUGUGCUUUGCCCUCAUCCUAGAUAUUCAGAGCCCCCUGCCCCCAGUAUAUCAAAUUAAAAUUGGAAUAAGUAGGUUUUGAAAGUAAAGAGAGUCAUCGCAGAAUCCUAUCCUGUGAUGGACGCAAAUGCUCUAAGUAGGGCAAGCCCAACUGAGGAAGUUUUUCCUUCUCCAGAAACCCCCUCCCCUGCUGUCUGCCUGCCUGCGGCCCUCUGACCUUCGUGCUGGAACAGAAAGUUGUCUUCCAAUGUACCAGUUUCCGCACUAGAACUCUUGCCAUCCUGCUGCAUCCUGCUGGAUUAGAACCUCUUAAAGCAAAUUGAUUUUCUUUCAGAGACCAACUUGACUCCAGAAAGGGAUUCAGAAUCCUACUUUCACUUACUACUGCAGAAAGAAAUCUCCAUUUUUCUUUUUUUGUUUUUUUUUUUUAACACAGACCAGAGUGUUCCUGCAUCCAGUUGUCUAGGAGCUACUUCCACUGACGCUCAGCGAUGAAUUGGAGCCUCUGUGGUUCAAAGGCCUGGGGUGUGAAAUCUAGCCCUUUUUGUGGGAAGGCUCUAGGGAAAGUACUCGAGGCCCCUUUCUUAAAACAAGCUACAAAAAAGGGGGGGGGGGUUCAGUUUGUGCUUUUGCUUCAACUUGUGUGGAUUUUUAGGGCUCUACCCGGCAAUGCUCAGGGGUUGCUCCUGGCUCUGCUCUCAGGGAUUGCUCCUGGCAGUGUUCAGGAUUGAACGUGUAUCAGUUGCAUGCCGGUGCCCUACCUGCUCCCACCCUCAACUUCAAAUUGUGCAGAAUUGGGAGACUGAUGUCUUUUGUUCAUUUGACUGCUUGUGCAAGCAAGUCCUGGCUAUUUGCUGGCCACAGGCUCCCUCUGCACACAGGGAAGAUUGUUUCUGGUGAGCACUGAAAAAUACCAGUGCCUGUUCCCUCAAUUGUCUUGGGCACUAACUACAAAUACAGGUCUUUGAAAGAGGAGACUCACAUUCAAAACUCACGCAUCUCAGUGACAGCUUAGCUUUUCAGAGUCAGUGUGACUCUAGGAAAAGUGAGGAUGACCGCCAGAGGGGAUUCCAUAGGGGAGCUCUCUCACUGCACCACAAUAAAAUACCUCCCGAGUAUAGACUACCCACCGACCCACUGACCCACCAGGGAACUGUGUCCUGGCCAGUGCUCCAGGCUGGGAGAAGAGAGAUGCCUCAGGCUUUCCCUGCUGGGCAGGCUGAUGUCUGAAGCUCUCAACUAAGUGCCUUUUGCCCUUGUGAAUGGCCUGGCAAGCUUUUUGUUUUGUCAUUCAAAAGAGGUUUCUCGAACUGUGGCCCUCUGGCAGGUCUAGGAAAGGUAAAAAGAGAACUGUAGGUCAGUUUCACUGCAUCCAGGCUCCCUAGCAGGACGCACUCACUGGGGUCACACCUGGGCAAAGUGCCAGCCCCCAGCCCCAGAGCAGCUCAGCUGGAGUCCCUCAGCUUUCCUCCCUCCAGACAGCACUGAUAGAAGGUCUGCCACACUCAGAGGCCUGAUUUACACUUGGAACUUGAGGAAGUGCAGUUUAGGGCAGACUCUGUGCCCUGGGUGAGCGGCUGAUUUGACAGUGACAGGACAGCUUUGUGAAGGUCUGACUCGGGGAGUUGAAACCCCAAGCUGCACCGCGGGG
Messenger RNA from Sorex fumeus (smoky shrew), 6164 nucleotides. RefSeq names its product Rho GTPase activating protein 42 (gene ARHGAP42). The coding region runs from base 117 to 2744 and encodes 875 amino acids. The record is from RefSeq and is a predicted model, not a curated record. Gene Ontology annotation, biological process: signal transduction. The transcript is spliced from 24 exons. Gene Ontology annotation, molecular function: GTPase activator activity; protein binding. Gene Ontology annotation, cellular component: cytoplasm. Lineage: Eukaryota; Metazoa; Chordata; Mammalia; Eulipotyphla; Soricidae.